Molecule: messenger RNA, 5522 nt
Organism: Grammomys surdaster
Lineage: Eukaryota; Metazoa; Chordata; Mammalia; Rodentia; Muridae
Gene: Mef2d
Product: myocyte enhancer factor 2D
Exons: 12
Coding region: 507-2030 (507 amino acids)
Biological process (GO): positive regulation of transcription by RNA polymerase II; cell differentiation
Molecular function (GO): RNA polymerase II cis-regulatory region sequence-specific DNA binding; DNA-binding transcription factor activity, RNA polymerase II-specific; protein dimerization activity
Source: RefSeq, a predicted model, not a curated record
CAGCAGAGCUCCCCAGGUAACCACGAGAUAAAGAGAACGCGAUCUGGUAUCGGAGCUUUGUCACACACUAGGCUGCGCGGUGCCUACGUCGGCCUCGAGUCUGGGGCUGGAGGAGUUGCCUUUGGAGCCCGAAAGGAGGAAGGAAGCAAAAUAUCAACAACCGUCGAGGCGGCUUGGGCGCUCGGCUGCGUCCCCGCCGCCCGCCGCCGCCGCCCCCGCGCGCACCAGGGGGUCCCGGCCCUGUGGCGCCGCCCAGGCCGCGUGGACGCGGCGCCUUCGCUGUUCCCCAUCGGAGCUGCGGCUUCGCGCAGCCGAGGAUUCCGCGGACCGGGCCGAGACUCCCGGCGCCGUGACACCCCGUUCCCCUACGGGCUGGAGGCUGUGCAUAGGUGUUCUGCAGACCAUGAACUGAACACUAGUCCCAGACAUUCAUGAGCACAGUGUGAGGCUCCUGAUCACCACCCAGCAGCCCCUUCCUCUCUGGCACUAAGGACCCCCCGGAGAAGAUGGGGAGGAAAAAGAUUCAGAUCCAGCGAAUCACUGAUGAACGGAACCGCCAGGUGACAUUCACCAAGCGGAAGUUUGGGCUGAUGAAGAAGGCCUACGAACUGAGUGUGCUGUGUGACUGCGAGAUCGCACUCAUCAUCUUCAACCACUCCAACAAGCUGUUUCAGUACGCCAGCACCGACAUGGACAAGGUGCUGCUCAAGUACACCGAGUACAACGAGCCGCACGAGAGCCGCACCAAUGCUGACAUCAUUGAGACCCUGAGGAAGAAGGGUUUCAACGGCUGUGACAGCCCAGAGCCGGAUGGGGAGGACUCACUGGAGCAGAGCCCCCUGCUGGAGGACAAGUACCGGCGGGCCAGUGAGGAGCUGGAUGGGCUCUUCAGGCGCUAUGGGUCAUCUGUUCCGGCCCCCAAUUUUGCCAUGCCUGUCACAGUGCCCGUGUCCAAUCAGAGCUCCAUGCAGUUCAGCAAUCCAAGUAGCUCUCUGGUCACUCCUUCCCUGGUGACAUCAUCCCUUACGGACCCACGGCUCCUGUCCCCCCAGCAGCCAGCACUACAGAGAAACAGUGUUUCUCCGGGCCUGCCCCAGCGGCCUGCUAGUGCAGGAGCCAUGCUGGGUGGAGACCUCAACAGUGCUAAUGGAGCCUGCCCCAGCCCCGUUGGGAAUGGCUAUGUCAGUGCCCGAGCUUCUCCUGGCCUCCUCCCUGUGGCCAAUGGCAACAGCCUAAACAAAGUCAUCCCUGCCAAGUCUCCACCCCCACCCACCCACAACACCCAGCUUGGAGCCCCCAGCCGCAAGCCUGAUCUGCGGGUCAUCACUUCCCAGGGAGGCAAAGGGUUAAUGCAUCAUUUGAACAAUGCCCAGCGCCUUGGGGUCUCCCAGUCUACCCACUCGCUUACCACCCCAGUGGUUUCCGUGGCAACACCAAGUUUACUCAGCCAGGGCCUCCCCUUCUCCUCCAUGCCCACUGCCUACAACACAGAUUACCAGCUGCCCAGUGCAGAGCUAUCCUCCUUACCGGCCUUCAGCUCACCUGCAGGGCUGGCACUAGGCAACGUCACCGCCUGGCAGCAGCCCCAGCAGCCACAACCACCACAACCGCCACAACCGCCACAGUCACAGCCACAGCCACCACAGCCACAGCCACAGCAGCCACCUCAGCAACAGCCCCACUUGGUCCCCGUUUCUCUCAGCAACCUCAUCCCUGGCAGCCCCUUGCCCCAUGUGGGUGCUGCUCUCACUGUCACUACCCAUCCCCACAUCAGCAUCAAGUCAGAACCAGUGUCCCCAAGUCGUGAACGCAGCCCUGCACCUCCUCCACCAGCUGUGUUCCCAGCUGCCCGCCCUGAGCCUGGCGAAGGUCUCAGCAGUCCAGCUGGAGGAUCCUAUGAGACCGGGGACCGGGAUGAUGGACGGGGGGACUUUGGGCCCACACUAGGCCUGCUGCGCCCAGCCCCAGAGCCUGAGGCUGAGGGCUCAGCUGUGAAGAGGAUGCGGCUGGAUACUUGGACAUUAAAGUGAUGGUUCCCACUCCCUCCUCUCAGCCUCCCUGAUGAAGAGUUGACAAUCUCACCGCCCACCCCUCCCUGUCCUGGGCUCCUCCCGCUCGACCCCACUUCCUUUCUUCUGCUCCAUGUCCUGUUGAUGGUUACAUUUGUGUAUAAUUAUAUUAUUAUUAUUAUUAUUGUUAUUAUUAUUAUAUUUUUAAAUUCAAAUUCUCGCUUUAGAGAGAGGGAUGCUCUUGCCCCUUUCUUGCCCCCACCAUUUUCACUGAUGGGGGACUCUCUUUAUUGCGGGAAAGGGGGGACACUUUGCACGUUGUACACAUAUGCUGCAGGAAGGGGGGAGGCAGUAGACCUUGGAGAAGGACAGGUGCCGAGCCCUGCAUGUGGAGCCCUCCCAUCCCAUUCCCAGAUAGAACCAAAAACUACCCAACAACAAAACCCAGACAGAGGACUGAAACCCAAAGCUGGCUUGAUGAUGGGCUGGUGUCUCAGGGGAUAGGAGGAGGCAGAGUUUCUGCUUCUGGGCUGUUCACGGCUAAUACCCAUCCUGGUCCCUCCAGCUUCCUGCAUACAUACCACACUCGCUGAUCCUGUGUGCUGCACCCCAAGAUCUGGGUGAUAGAAAGGCUGGCUGCCUAGGAUUCUGAGGCCAGGGCAGGGGCUUGAGGUAGGAGUUUCUAGAGGUAACAUGGAGAGAGAGAGAGAGAGAGAGAGAGAGAAAGAGAGACAGCUGUAGAAAGAGGGCUGAUGAGGACAGAAGGACUGGGUGUGGUGAAUCGGGACACUACCCCAAGCUUUUCCUUUAAGAUGUAUAGUGCAAUAGCUCCCCAUCCUUGAUCCUACCCCACCCCUAAAGAAAGCUGGCCAUUUACUGGGAGACUUGGGAGAGGACCUUCAGUGAAGCGGCUCCAGGGUGGGCCAGAGGUGUCCUUUGGUUCCCUGGGGCACUGAGGGCAGGAGGCCUAUCGGGCAGGGUGGGAGGGCACCUCACAGCUUUUGUGCACCUGUGUCCAGAAGAAUACACAUUGGGCACAUGCAUGGUCUGUGGAGCUAGAGGGUCCUAUAGAUGAGGCCCCUGGCCUUUCCCCUGGCCUCCAAACUCCUGCCCCUGACCCACCUCCCAGCUCUUUGCGUGCUCCUUGUCUCGCUACCUCCUGUCCCUCCACCUCCAGGCCACAUCCCAAACCUGCCCUCUUGCUACUGUAAUUGUAAAUAGAGACCUUUCAAAUGUUAGUGGUGUAACAGUCCAGGAAACUGUUGUGUUUGUUGUUGUUGUAUUGAUAUGAAAUGAGAUUCUAUUUUUGUCAAAGUAUAUUGUAAUAAUAAUGACUCAAAUGGCCCGUACUGUACAGAUGAGAUUCUCCUGCUGUGUUCUUGCCUUCCUCUCCCGGACUCAUGCUUUGUUGCCACCUCAGUGGGGCUGCAGCACGCGCCAGGGGCAGCAGAAGCAUUGGGUGCUUGGACCUCUUGCUGGAUCUGAGGUCAAACUGAGGGAAUAGUCUGCCCCCUCCCCAGCCUGCUCUGUCACCACCCCUGCCCUUCCUCUGCUUCCCUGCCCAGGAAAAGGGCAUGGGAGACAGCACACAGUCCCAUGAGGCUUCCUCCCAGCUGGAGGGGAGAGUUAGACAAGGCUCAGUGUUGGAGUAGUAAGAUGCUCUUUGCCCACCUGUGACCCAGCCUUUGUAGUAUUUUGACACUUGAUGCAGGGAAGGAGCCAGAAGCAGAAGGGUGCGAGCGUGCUCGUGGGGGCGUAUCUGGGUUCACCCUGUAUUUAUGUGUUUGUGUGCAGCUGUGCGGAUGUACCUUUGAGUGACUCAGGCUCCAAGGACGUGUGUCUGUGAGCUGGGUGUGUUUACAAGGGAUAGGCAGCUUCCAACUCUGUGGCUUCACCCCCCUCCUGGGGCUGCUCUCGGUCCCAAAACAUUUUACUAACAUUAUGGGGGAGGGGAGCUAGUUGGCCUUCCUGCUUUUUCCCCACAGCCUACCUCCACCAGGGCUUCACAUUUGGAGCUCUGCCUCCACAUGGCUGUCCACUAGCCCCACCCAGUCACAGUUCUAUCCCUGGAGUUCUGACUUGUUUAUGGAGCCAACUCAAGUUCCUCUUCCUCCCGGGAGCUUUGCCUUUCAUAAGGCAGGGACACCCCCCCCCCCAGACUUUUACUCUAGUAACUGACCAGGCAUGGGGUGCCGCCCACAUUGCCUCGUCUUCCGACCCCUCCUCAGUUCCUAGAGGAAGUUUUGAGACUUGCUUAAGGCCUUGAAAGAAGCUCCUGUGCUCCCCUUGAAGUAGCUGGCAUAUUGUAAGCCCUCAGUAAAUGCUGAAUGGGUGGAUGACAGGUGCUCAAUAAAUGUGGAAUCACGGCCUCAUCUCAGGCCCAGCCUUCUAGGCUGAGCUUGACCACCAUUAUACACAGCUGGGGGGAAGCCCCUGUAGUUCAGUGUGCUACUCAAAAGUUUGCCAUCUGCUUCCCGAAAGCAAACCUGGCUUGUGAUUGCCAUGUGUGUGCAUGCACUCUGUGUGUGCCUGUGAGCGAGUGUGUGUGUGUGUGUGUGUGUGUGUCUGUGUCUGCCUGCACACGAGUUCCUGUGUGUCUCUGUCCCUGACAGUAGGGGCAGUCUGUAAGUGAAUAUGUGACAUUUCUGCAGUUCAGUAUCUCCAGGUUUCUCCUGGGGGCUAUGCAGGGGCUUCUGGCUGGCCAGGUAAAUGGAUCCCUGGGAACCCAGACCUCAAAUGGGGACUUACUUUCUUCCUCUCACAAGCCAAAUUUGCCUCCUAUCCUCUCCCUCUACAAAACUGGGUAUUUGCCAAAGUAGCCUCUGGCGUCACCCAGUGCCCUUCCCACCCCGGUUCCCUCUGCUUUCAGGAACAGUGGGACCGAGGGCCACCCCCACAUGCCUCAGUGGAACACAUUUCCUCCAUCCUCAGCAGUGUAUCCAACCAUCCCUCCCCAACUCAAACAGGAAGGAAGAAAGAAAUGCACCUUCUCUUGCUCGUUAUUUAUUUGUUUGAGAGACAGAAAUGAUGGAAAAGUAUCUAAAACUCUGUCUUAUUUUACCCAACUCUCUGGAACCCCCUGUGGGGGAAUGUAGGCUCUCUUAUAGGCUGGGAGCUCCUUGUUCUACCCGUCUGUUUCUUCGUGAGCAGAAGGGAUGGCACAUAAUGGGGAAGGAGGGCUGAGAUUCCCAAGGAGAAUCUGAAUUCUCCACCCCAUUCAUGUCCCAGAAAGAGGGCAAAAGGGAGGGAUGGGGCCAGCCAAGAGCUGACCCAUCCCCAAACUUGACAAUCACCCACACUCCUGGCUCCUGGGUCUUGGGUGAGUCCAAGUGUGUGGCUGUUGAUUUGUUUUCAUUAUUUCUUUCCGUGCUGUACGGUGAUGCUUUCUAGUAUUCUGCACAUUAAGAAAAGUCCUCGAGAUUCUUACGAGUUUGGUUUGGAAACUCUUUCACUAUAUUUGUUGUAAAGAGGUUUACUAUUAAAAGAAAAAAAGAACAUGUUUCUGAUACCUCA